This is a messenger RNA of Triticum dicoccoides, 1481 nucleotides long. RefSeq names its product ATP-dependent Clp protease proteolytic subunit-related protein 1, chloroplastic-like. Gene Ontology annotation, molecular function: serine-type endopeptidase activity; ATP-dependent peptidase activity; ATPase binding. Lineage: Eukaryota; Viridiplantae; Streptophyta; Magnoliopsida; Poales; Poaceae. The transcript has 9 exons. Bases 57 to 1220 code for a protein of 387 amino acids. Gene Ontology annotation, biological process: protein quality control for misfolded or incompletely synthesized proteins. Gene Ontology annotation, cellular component: endopeptidase Clp complex. The record is from RefSeq and is a predicted model, not a curated record.
CACUCCAGUUAUCCGAAUCCCCGGCACCAGCAGCGAGCGAGCCACGCCGUCGUCCCAUGGCGCUCGCGCUGCGCUGCCCCGCCGCCGCCUCGCCGUCGCCGGCCAGGGGCCCCUUCCCCAACGCCUCCUCCCACUCCCAGUCGGCUGCGAGGCCCGCGAGGAGGCCGGCGGGGGGCUGCAGGUGCCACUACUACCACGGCGACGGCCCCCCAAGGAGCUACGACCACAUCCCCAAGCAGUUCCGCGAGGAGAACCUCAAGGAUGGCCUGAUGGAUAAUUACAAGAAUGUUCCUCAGUUCCUUUAUGGCUUAAGCCCAUCUCAGAUGGAAAUGUUUACAACUGACGACAACCCUUAUAAUCGGCAGUCAAAGAAAGUUACAGAGGAAAGCGUUUCUGCUUUGAGGAGUUAUGAUGAAUUCGGUAUGUACUCCUUAUCAGGCACGCAUGCGGGCCCUGCGAGUUACAGCAUGGGUAUGGGCAUGCCCAGCAUGAGCAUGGGAAGAGCAGGGAAAGGAUAUAGAAGAAUGAGAAGCUCAGCCCCAGAUCUGCCAUCAUUGCUGUUGGACUCCCGAAUUAUAUUUCUUGGAAUGCCAAUUGUUCCAGCUGUAACUGAGCUUAUUGCUGCUCAGUUUCUGUGGCUAGACUAUGAUGACCGCACGAAGCCAAUUUACUUGUAUAUAAACUCAACAGGAACCAUGGAUGAAAAUAACGAGCUGGUCGCAUCUGAAACUGAUGCCUAUGCAAUUGCUGAUUUCAUUAAUAGAAGCAAAGCUAAGGUUUACACCAUCAAUCUUAGCAUGGCGUAUGGUCAGGCUGCAAUGCUUCUUUCCCUGGGGAUGAAGGGUAAAAGAGGAGUGUUACCAAAUUCGAUAACUAAACUGCACCUGCCCAAGGUCCACAAAUCCGGUGGAGCUGCCAUUGAUAUGUGGAUUAAGGCAAAAGAGCUGGAAACCAACACGGACUACUACCUGGAGCUCGUGUCCAAGGGAGUCGGUAAACCGAAGGAAGAGCUCGCGGAGUUCCUGAGAGGCCCGAGGUACUUCCGCGCGCAGGAGGCCAUUGACUACGGGCUCGCGGACACGAUCCUGCACUCGCUGGACGGCUCGUUCAAGCCGAAGGACCUGACGGCGCAGCUGGCCAAGGCGCAGGAGAUGCGGCAGUCUGGGAAGCGCGCACCAGCUGGAGCUGGGCGAUGGUCGACUCCGACCGCUCCCAGAUAGACUAGAAGGCAAAGAUACGCUCAGGCGACUGUGCUGCCACAGGUUGUAGACUUAGAAGAUAUCCGCCUGUUGUCUGGGAUAGAUGAAGCUGAUGAAAACGUUGCACUCGCACUAUACAGCACCCAUAUUUUGCCACCAUCUUGUAUUGUCUGGCAUAUUUCACUAGUGGAAACCCCGAAUUUUUGUCAACUUUGGCUGUGGCAGAUGUGAUAGUGAACCCCGAAUUUCGGAAAAUCUUUUGAAGUUCGAUAUUAUCAGUAA